Messenger RNA from Zerene cesonia (dogface butterfly), 3435 nucleotides. Its product is annotated as protein regulator of cytokinesis 1-like. The record is from RefSeq and is a predicted model, not a curated record. Gene Ontology annotation, cellular component: cytoplasm; spindle; mitotic spindle midzone. The transcript has 14 exons. Gene Ontology annotation, molecular function: microtubule binding. Lineage: Eukaryota; Metazoa; Arthropoda; Insecta; Lepidoptera; Pieridae. Gene Ontology annotation, biological process: mitotic spindle midzone assembly; microtubule cytoskeleton organization. Bases 1 to 2262 code for a protein of 753 amino acids.
AUGAUUGCACUUACAGAAGACGUCGGAAAGCUUUUUGAGGAGGUCCUCCAAGAAAUUUCUCAGAAUGUUCGCACAUUAAUGGAGGAACUAUGGGUUACCUGGUCUCAUUUGGGUGUUGAUGAAAAAGCAAAAAUAAGUAACAUCACUAGGUUGGUACAAAUAGAAAAAGAGUUCCACCGGGAGGUCAUCUCUGAGACGGGCCAAAAGCUCAUUGCUUUGCAAACCCAAGUUGACAAACUCAAAGAAGAAACUGAAGAACUCAGCCGAUGCCUCUCAGUUGAUAUUAGUAUAUUGGAAUUUAAAGAAGAUAUGAUGUUAAUAGACUAUAAAAAACAAUUGGAAAAUCAAAUUGCAGGAUACAGAGAACAAGUUGAGCAGCGCAGAACAAAAAUGGAAAGGCUACUGGAGUGGCAAAAUGAUCUUGCCGAUAAACUUGGUGUCACAAUACAGGAGUUGCAGGAGAUACCUCUACCGUCAGAGGAAGAUCUGAACAAACUCAAGGUUCAUUUGGAGAUGCUGCAAGCUGAAAGAGAUAAGAGGGCAGAGAUAUUUCUGAAUACUCAAUUUGAAGUUAAGGAUAUAAUGGAUAAGUUGCAAAUCAAACCUCAGAAUAAAUUUGAGCAUGCAGUGGUUACUUCAUUGUCUGUGGACUUCAGAGUCACUGAUAUGAACAUGGAUCGUCUCGCUAAGUUGCAACAAGAUUUACAGGAAAAAUAUGAACAAACCAAUAAUAGGGUUUUGGAGUUGCGUGAACGUCUUGCCAAGCUCUGGGAUUGCUUGGAAGAAGACCAAAUCUACAGGGACAAUUUCUUGCAAGCUCACCCAGGCUGCAAUCCUCAUACCGAGAAUGCUAUCAAGGAAGAGCUUAAGAGGUGUGAUCAAAUCAAGCGCCAGAAAAUAUCGGUAUUUGUAGCCAAUGUCCGCACAAAAAUCAAGCUAAUGUGGGAUAACAUCAUGUACUCGAGACAAGAGCGUGAGGAGUUUGUACAUUAUUAUGAAGAUAUUUUCACUGAAGAUACACUCACAUUGCAUGAACUGUACUUGGAUAAAAUCACUAAGUUCUACAAUGAAAAUAAGCAAAUUUUCGAUCUGGUGUUGACCCGCAAGAAUCUCUGGCUGAAGAUGACGGAGUUGGAAGCUCGUGCGUCGGAACCGGGUCGGUACAACAACCGCGGCGGUCAAUUGCUCAAGGAGGAGAAGGAGAGGAAGGCCAUUGCUAGCAAUUUACCGAAAAUUGAGGCGCAAAUUCGUGAUCUGGUCAUGGAGUACGAGGCUAUAUCCGGUAGGCAGUUCACUGUUGAUGGAAAACCUAUUUUGCAACUAAUGCAAGAUGAAUGGGAGACUAGGAAAGCAGAGCGGCACAGCAAGGUGUCGGCGCGCAAGCAGGCGCUGACGCCGACCACGCCGUCGUUCCGCGCGCUCGCCACGUCGCCGCUCGGCAAGCGCGACCGCACCGCCGCCGCCGCCGCCGGCCUCGCGCACACCGUCGACCGACACAGACUGCCAAGUAAACGCCAACUGGUGACGGGCAGCGCUAAGAAGGCCACCUCUACGUUCGCGUCCAACCUCUCUGCGCUUAAGAGAUCGGCCAUUACUACUGUUAAGAGGCGCAUAAGUGGAAGGCUAGCGGCACGAACGGCCGCAGAUGGUUUAGGGGAGAAUGCUAAACGUAAACUGAACUAUGGUGAAGAGGGUAAGAAGACGCCAAAAGUUAUUGUCAACGGCAGCAUUCUGAAACAUAAACGAACCUCGCUGGGGCGGCGGCGCAGCGCGCGGCGCUCGCUGAACGCGACGCGCUCGACGGACGCCGCGGAGCCGCGCGACCCGCUCACCGAGUCCACGCUGCUCACCACGUACACGGACUUUAAGGAUGGCAUUCAUGAGAAACAAGUGAGCCGCAGUUCAAUGGCGUGCAACGCUAACGGCAUCAUCCCAACCAUUACAGUUCAGAACGACAAGGAAAACACCCCAAAAAAACCACCGCGCAACCACCAAAUGACGCCGAAAAUCGGCAAAGAGAACAACCUGCCCGUUACCCCCACGAAUCUCAUAUUCACACCCACUAGACUCACUAGAUCAGCGCUGAAACUCAAUAACGAUGGUUUCGCAACACCCAGGACGCCAUUGAGCUCGAACAAAGCGAACCUCCAGCGUCAGAACACGGCGACAAACAUGGCGGUCAAAACUACGCCCGGUAAUGUUAGCAGAUCAAAAUCACAUUCCCAUCUCAUCAGAGCGAAAAAUCUACCGCCUCUCAUCUAACUUAGAUUUCUUGGUCCGAUCGAUUGGUGUAAUAUAUUUUUGUGUGCUAUCUUUAUGGAACAGCUGACGAGUACUGUUACAUUGAAAUGGUUAAAAUAUCUUUAUAACUCCAUACUUCAGUACCUGUCUAUAUAAACAUAUGAGAGAUUAUAAUUUGCGGGCAAAGUACAAAACCCAGCUUUUAAAAUGCUAUGGCGUUUUUUUUUAUGUAACGUGUUACCAUAAAAGUAGGAAUUGGGAAAUUUGCCUUUGAAUAUUUAUAGGCACUGUUUUUAUUAAUUAGCAUAACAUCUUACAAGGUUUCAUCUUUUAUGAUAACUUACAUAAUUAUUAGCACAUCGUCUUAUCUUUAUAUCGCUCAUGUGAUUUCAAUGUUUUUACUGACUAUGUAUGUAUAAGCCGUAGAAAUGUACCAUAAGUUGCUUUUUCAAUUAAUUGUUUUAUUUUAAGGUUUGCUUUUGUUCUACAUCAGCCCAUCGAUUUUAUGAUAUAAUGUUUCACGACGCGUUAACACACAAAUUCUUCAAUAUCGGUGUUUUAUAUUUACGGUCUUUGUGUAAAUAUGUGGUUCUAUGGAAGGGAAGCGCUGGUAAAUUAUUUUACAGGCGAAAUUCCCUUAGUAAAGACCAAAAGGAUUGCGUCAGCUUCUAUUGAAAAGUCCAAUCUUCAAUAUAAUUAAUGACUAUUUUUAUUAUUUUUAAUGUUAAUUACGACUGUGUUAUGAUUAUGAAUAGUAUUUGCUUUUGUAGGUUUAAGUUUUUAGAAUUUGAAUACAAUAUUAAUUUCGUUUAUUAUUAUUUUGAGUGCGUUUAAUUCCAUCUAUUUGGUACAUAUUGGUUUAACCAUUAGCGUUUAAAAAGAUUUUAAUAUAGAAUUUAAUUUUAUUGCGACAUUAAUACUAAUAAUUAUUUUUUAUUUUAUUUUUAAGUAUAUUGAUAAUUUUACAUGCUCGUCAUUCAAGUCUUUUCGACAUGCUCAAAAUAUUGUGGUUGGCAGCUAAAAUUGCUGCAUGUACUUAAAAAAUCAGUAUUGAAAUGAUAAUUAAUGUCUUGAUUAAUGCACUAUGGGUUUUCAAUUUCGCACCGAUUGUAAUAGUAUUUAAUUUUAAUAUAUAAUUAUGUAAUGCAAGCAAUGUGUAAAUUAUGGUUGUAAUAUAUUAUUCAUAGUUUAAAA